ACACCCGCGGCUGUUAGGUGCGAAUGAUACUCGUGAGCAGCGCGGCAAUGAUCGCGAGAGAUACCGCGCUAUCAGUGCGCGAUUAGAUACCGACGCGCGCGCACCGCGCCGCCCGGCAGACGACAUGGCCGUGAAGGAUCGACUGGCCGAACUUAGAAAUGCGAGUGCGGCGCGCGGCGUGUACCACGACACGGUGGAGAUCGGCGAUGCGGCCGUUGCAGACGAAGACAUCCGCCAGACCUUCAGUGAGGUGGAGCGUCUGCAAGGCUGGCUGCGCGAGCUGGCCGGCAACACGCUGCUGCUGAGGAGGCUGCACGCGGACCCCACCUUCCACGCCAGCAGAGGGUUACAAGACGAGUUCGACUCGAUCGUGACUCAGUCGAACGCGCUGGGCACCAAGCUAUGCGGCGCGCUGGUGCAGUUGGAAGCCAAGGCGCGGUCGGGCCGCAACGACGCGCGCGCGCGCAUCUGCCGCCUGCAGUACGCGGGCGCGCGCCGCCGCGCCGCCGACGCGCUGGCGGACCACCAGCGGCUGCUGCAGGCGGCGCGCGACCAGCAGCAGGACCUGCUGCAGCAGCAGAUCAAGCUUACAAACUUGACCAUUUCUGAUGAAGAAUGCGAGGCCUUGCUCGACUCAAAGAACAUAUCCUUGUUUGUUGAUAAUGUGAAGGCUGAGACGGCGCAGGCGCGGCUGGCGCUGCGCGCGGUGGAGGCGCGGCGCGACGAGCUGGCGCGCGCGGAGGCGGCGCUGCGCGACGUGCGCGACCUGUUCGUGCGGCUCGCGCAGCUCGUGGCCGAACAGCAAGAGCAGAUCGACAGCGUGGUGCACUUCGCGCUGGCGGCGUCCGACUUCGUGGAGAGCGGCGAGCAGCAGCUCAUGCGCGGCGCCGUCUCGCACAGGAAGGCCAGCCGGGUGAGGCCACCUUCCGCUGACCUGACACGAGGCAGCUGCACUUCCAAACGUGACAAUUUUCUCAAAAAAAUUCACCUAAUCAUUUGUGUGGUGAUCGGGUUCGCUGUGGUGUUAUUAGUGCUGGUGAUCACGUGAUCAUAGUUAUAACAGGCCUGGAUCCGACCUGAUGAAUGACUAAUUCAAGUUUGAUAAAGAAACUAUCUAUGUUCAGAGCGAGGCGAACUGCUUUGCGCUGCCCAACGUGUUUGGAAUUAUGUUUGUCCUGCAGUGACGCAUUUAAUUAUAAGUAUAUUAAGUAACUGACCAAAAAUAAAAAGUGAAUCAUUUGACACUAAUCGCACUAUUGAGAGAUUGCUGAGAGCUGAGAGCCAUUGAGCGGUUUCCAUCUAGUGUAAUGUCACAAAUUAAUGUUUGUAUGAAGUAAAAGAUACUUAUUGUACGUAUCAUACCUAAAUAAUGUAAAAUAUAAGCUAGUUGUUAUUUAAGGAAAAUAUAUACAUAAGUUAAUUAUAGUUGAAAUAUUCGUCAUUUGAUACAGUUCCUAAAAUCAUUCUGAAAUGCAUAAAAUAAAUCACUAAUUUCUUCUUCUUCUUUAUCAAACCUUGUCAUCUUCGGAGAGUGAAAGAAAGAGGUGAGAGUAUGUUUUGUAAGUGAAAUUUUUGACCUUGACGUAUUUAUACUGUAAAUUUAUGCAGAAGUUGAAAUUUGUCAGUAACAGUAAUUAAUCCAAGGGCUCUUGUUCAUAAGGUCUCUUUUCAAAAUGUCCGUAUUAUGGCUCUUGCAAAUUUAUAAGGUUUGCCUGACUAAGAAAAGUACCUAUCAUUAAAAUUGCUUUUAGGAGAAUUUAUAACUUGAACCCCAAAUUUAUGUACUUUUAUGCUUUGUUUAUUUUUAUUAAUUUUUAUAUGUCCUCUGUAUGUUACCUUUGUGAAGGGUCAAUAAAACAAAAACAAAUUAUCAUCGUCAUUGCCAUUCGAAACAAGUCAGGCGCUUAAUAUAUUAGUUUGCUGUUGGUCGUAUGUUUCCUGGAAGUGGACAGAACCACUCCAAUUUUCAUAAGUAAAAGCAUUAUACGAUAUUAUGUUGUGUGCCCGGCGGCCGCCGCAGGGUACUGGCGGAAGUUCCGGGACCUGUUACGGCAUUCACAUAUAAGGUUACUUUUGGGUAUUCCUACUUAUUUUGAGUACACUAAUGUGAUCUCAUAAUAAAUUAUUUUUUCUUUCUUCUUUCUUUACUAACAUAGUAUGAAGAGUUCUUAUGCAGAAUAAAACCUUGGCCAAAUUAUUUCCACAAUCCCAAAACUUUAAAUUGAAGCCAACAGUUGAGGACGCGACGAGAAGGUCACAGAUGACACAAGAGUGGUAACAGAUGAUACAAGAUUGGUCACAGAUGAUACAAGA
This is a messenger RNA of Amyelois transitella, 2313 nucleotides long. RefSeq lists its product as uncharacterized. Gene Ontology annotation, molecular function: SNAP receptor activity; SNARE binding. Gene Ontology annotation, biological process: intracellular protein transport; vesicle fusion; exocytosis. The coding region runs from base 125 to 1048 and encodes 307 amino acids. Gene Ontology annotation, cellular component: SNARE complex; endomembrane system; plasma membrane. The transcript has 8 exons. The record is from RefSeq and is a predicted model, not a curated record. Lineage: Eukaryota; Metazoa; Arthropoda; Insecta; Lepidoptera; Pyralidae.